AUGUCUGAGCCUGAUUCCUUAACAACGCCUGCGCUCGAUAACGAACAUCCCUCUCCCUCGUCAUCCAGGAACAACAGUCAACCCAGCUCAGCUUCCGAGAGAAUCAUCGUUGAUCCUGUUGCUCUCAUUCCAGUCCACGCUAUCAGACCAUCAACUUCUGCUAUCCACCCUCCGGAAACACCUGUCAAGUCCUCGGCUACAGCAGCGACUGUCGAAUCUGCGACUUCGGAGAUUUCACACGAUCAUCACGCACAUACGCAUACGUGCACGUCAACCUGCAGGCGAGUCGCUACUACAGAAGAAUUCACCAAAUGUGGAUAUAUCGCUCAACCCGUCUCCUUCUAUCGCAACAAGGCUGUUUAUGGCAAUCCAACACCAAGUAAGGUACAAGCUAUGGACUGGAUGAAGUCGCGAUUCCAAAGCGAUGCGAGGAAACCUAGUCGUGUAUGGUAUCAUCAUCCAGACUAUUGCGAGGGAUAUCCAUGCAGAGGCGAUAUCCUGUAUUGUCCGGUACUUGACAAAUGCUUCUUCAAGGAAAGAUGCGUGAAGCAUUAUGCGAUGAGGUCGAGGGAACGUUGUGUACCUUUCAACGAUGGACUGCGAUCGGAUUCCCGUUCAAAUUCGAACUCCACUGCAGUUUCUACCAACGAAGCUGAGUUGCGAUCGACACCAACACCGACACACCAAGCAGGACCCGAAAUCUUCUCUCGAAAACGUCAGAUCAGUAUCAACGAUCUCCUCAACGGGAAUGGCAAUGGAAAUGGAAAUGGGCCUAAACGAGUACGAAAGGUGAUCUCCUAUGCGGAAUCGGAAGAGGAAGAAGAGGAGGAAUCUUCGGAAGAAACGGGUUUGCCCAUCAAGUACUAUACUCCGAAGACUAAAGAUGUGCCAGUGUAUAACAAAGACAUUCUUUUCCCCACGCCACCUUCACUUCCACUGAACAACCUCGCUGAUCCACUGUCAUUUGAUCGCGACCACCAUCCUGAACAGACCUUGCUUACACCUUCGUCUCAAGAUGAUAUUGGGCAGUACCACUCGUUCUCGCGAAUUCAGGAUGAAGACGAUGAAGACCAAGAGAUCGAUAAUGCUAUGGCAAUGAUGUGGAAAAGGAUGUACACCCAAACGAAAGAUCAGUUAGAUGCCACCACCGUCCGAUUGUUGGAAGUGCAAGAUGAUCUUGCGAUUGCGAAGGAGAGAAGGAUAGAGCUUGAGAUAAGGGAGAAGACGUGGGAGAAGCAAGUUUCGCAUCUCAAACAACAGAUUCAUGAGGCAAAUAGGAAUAGGACGGAUUGA
Molecule: messenger RNA, 1293 nt
Organism: Kwoniella botswanensis
Lineage: Eukaryota; Fungi; Basidiomycota; Tremellomycetes; Tremellales; Cryptococcaceae
Exons: 2
Coding region: 1-1293 (430 amino acids)
Source: RefSeq, a predicted model, not a curated record